AUGCACCUGCCGCUUCAGGAGGUGCUCCUGAGCAUGGACGAGGCCGGUGGAGCCGUCCUCUCGGUCUUCACCCGGACGCCCCACCUGGAGUCCCGCCUGGGGCAGGACGUCCUGCUGGACUGUGGCUUCUCGGCUCCGCCCACGGCCUUCUCGGUCGAGUGGCGCCACCAGCACGGCGGAGCCGGACAGGUGAUCCUGGCCUACGACGGAGCGACCCAACACAUGGCGGUGUCUGAGGAGGGCGCCCGCCUCUUUCUGGACCCCGAGAGCAGCAACGUCUCCCUGCAGCUACAGGGCGCUCAGGUGCGGCACGAGGGCACCUACAUCUGCUCCGUCUACCUGCCCCACCUGCAGGCCCAGCAGGCCGUAGAGCUCAAGAUCGUGCAGCCGCCUAAGGUCACCCUCCGCCCGGUCCCCCUCCCGGUGCCCCUCAACACCCACACGGACCUCGCCUGCGAGAUCGCCGGCUAUUACCCCCAGAGCGUCUCCGUGGUCUGGAAGUGGCACACUCCCAGCGCGCCCCACAAGGUCCUCCUGGAAACGUGGGAAUCGGGACACCGACAGGCGCCGGAUGGCACCUACAGCUUCACCAGCUUUGCCCGCCUCCCAGCUGCCCAACAGGGGGACCAAGGGGGCUCGUACAGCUGCCACGUGAGUCAUGCGGGGCUGGGUCCGGCAGGGCUCCAGAAGACCCUGAAGCUGAAAGUGGCAGGCUCCUCGGCCCCCUCCGUGGAGGACGUGAUCGGCCUCUUCCUGGUGACCUUUGCCCUCCUGGGCUUCCUGCAGGUGCUUUCCCGGAGAGUCUUUGGGGAGGCGGCGACGACGGAGCCGAGCAGCCAGAAUCCUCCUCCGCCUGAAGCCUUGCGGCCGGCUGCUUCUGCCCCCAAGGAGGGCCAGGGGGACGGCAAGCGGCAGCCCUCUGCACGGGGGUCCUCGUCGCCAGGCCCCACUCCGAAGUGACAGUCCUCCUGCGUGGCAGAGCCUCACUUUGGAUCCUGAAGGAAGGGGCUGCGCGAGUGUUGGGGGCGCUCGGGGAGCUCCCCCCCCCAUGAAUCUUAGUUGGCAAUUUGGGGAGGGGGUGCUGAACCUGCUUAGGGUGUCUGUCUGUCCUUCCCACGUGCAAGAAGCAGGGAUCCCUGCUCCUUCUCUGCCCCGCCCCUUUGGCGAGGCCUCCCUACCUGUCUCUGGUGCCCCUCGGAUGCCUGGGCGCCUCUCCUCGCUUUUUCCCCCUCCCCCCCCCCCCC
Messenger RNA from Thamnophis sirtalis, 1244 nucleotides. The record is from RefSeq and is a predicted model, not a curated record. NCBI's taxonomy places the organism in Eukaryota, Metazoa, Chordata, Lepidosauria, Squamata, Natricidae.